Messenger RNA from Staurois parvus, 281 nucleotides. The record is from the annotation of a GenBank genome assembly. NCBI's taxonomy places the organism in Eukaryota, Metazoa, Chordata, Amphibia, Anura, Ranidae.
GGGGCUGAUCAGGGAUUACCGUAUUUUUCACUCCAUAAAAUGAACCUAGAUUUUAGGACUGCGGAGAUAGUACAGGAGAUGAUCAGAGACUGCGGACACAGUACAGGAGAUGAUCAGAGACUGCGGACAAGUACAGGAGAUGAUCAGAGACUGCGGACAUAGUACAGGAGAUGACCAGAGACUGCGGACAGUACAGGAGCUGACCAGAGACUGCAGACACAGUACAGGAGAUGACCAGAGACUGCGGACAUAGUACAGGAGAUGACCAGAGACUGCAGACA